This is a messenger RNA of Drosophila nasuta, 966 nucleotides long. RefSeq names its product mpv17-like protein 2. Gene Ontology annotation, cellular component: cytoplasm; membrane; mitochondrion. Gene Ontology annotation, biological process: mitochondrial ribosome assembly. The record is from RefSeq and is a predicted model, not a curated record. Bases 65 to 757 code for a protein of 230 amino acids. NCBI's taxonomy places the organism in Eukaryota, Metazoa, Arthropoda, Insecta, Diptera, Drosophilidae. The transcript is spliced from 2 exons.
UGUGUUGUUGCCUUUUGCGAAACCAGCGGCUGUUGCGUGGUGCAACAAUAACUAGACUGAAACAAUGCACUUCCUGCGCCGUAAAUUGCGUAGCCUGCUGUCGCUGGGCAGCUGCAGCCUUCGACGCGAAGCGUCCAACGGAGGCUCUGUCGCCAAGGAGAAAAUGGGAGCCGGCGCCCUCACCAUGCACAAGCUGCGGGAGUGGCACGGCAGCGCAUUCAGCAACAAGUUCCUGCUCUUCACCAACGUGGGCAUCUCGCUGACGCUCAGCUCUGUGGGCGAUGUGCUCGAGCAGCAACUGGAACUGUACAACGGCGAGAUCGAGGAGUACUGCAGCACACGCACUAGUCACAUGGCCACCAGUGGCGUGGCCGUGGGCAUCAUUUGCCACUAUUGGUAUCAGCUGCUGGACAAACAUUUGCCCGGUCGCAGCAUGCGCGUGGUGGCCAAAAAGAUUGUGCUCGAUCAGGUCAUCUGUUCGCCAUUGUAUAUCUCAGCCUUUUUCAUCACUCUGGGCAUACUGGAGAAGAAGGAUGCCGGCGAGGUGUGGGAGGAGAUCAAGGAGAAGGCAUGGAAGCUGUAUGCGGCCGAAUGGACUGUCUGGCCGGUGGCACAGUUUGUCAAUUUCUAUUGGGUGCCCACACACUAUCGCAUCUUCUACGAUAAUGUGAUCAGUCUGGGGUACGAUGUCUUCACCUCGAAAGUGAAGCAUGCGCCAUCACAUCUGCCCAAGCUGAAAACAACCACUCAGAGUUAGCUAGUUAAUUAUUAAUUUUAUAUAAAAAUGACAUGUAUAUUGUAAAUAGUCUUGUGUAAAUAAUUGCCUGUCAAUGCGCGCGUCGAUUUCCAUUUUGACGGAUUCGAACCAAAGAUGUACCCUGACUUGCUGUUGCAACUCCAGCCAAUAAAUAAAUGGAACGCAAAGAAUACAAACAACAAAAAAUAUAAAACACAAACUGGUUGCGU